CCUCCCCCAUAACGCUUUGACAUCUUGGAUCAGCUGUUGGUCAGGUGAACAUAGAACGGCGCUAUGAAUGAAGAGCAGUGAAGAAGGGGCUACAAUAGAGAGACAGCGAAAGGAUCCGUGUCAUGAUGGUGCUCGUAUUGAUUGUCGCAGGUCUUGGGGUGGUCGCACUGCUCAUGGUUUUAUUCGCACCCCACAUUAGGAAAUACUCAGCAGGUGGAGCAUGUAUGUCUAUGACCCGGCUGGACGGGAAGACGGUCCUGAUUACUGGAGCCAACACUGGUAUUGGGAAGGAGACUGCUCUGGACCUGGCUAUCAGAGGCGCGAGGGUGAUCAUGGCGUGCAGGGAUGUGGAGAAGGGUGAGGCGGCCGCAGCAUCUAUACGACGCAUCUACUCUAAGGCAAACGUAGAGGUCCGAGAGCUAGACCUGGCUGAUACCACCUCCAUACGGGCCUUUGCUCAACGCUUCCUCCGAGAGGUCAACCACCUCCAUAUCCUGAUCAACAAUGCUGGGGUCAUGAUGUGUCCCUACAUGAAGACCAAGGACGGUUUCGAGAUGCAGCUGGGGGUCAACCACCUGGGUCACUUCCUGUUGACGUACCUCCUGAUUGGCCUGCUAAAGCGGAGCGCUCCGGCCCGCAUCGUUGUGGUUUCUUCCCUGGCUCAUAACUUUGGCUGGAUCCGCUUCCAUGACCUCCUCAGCCAGGGCAGCUACAACAGCGGCCUCGCAUACUGCCAGAGCAAGCUGGCCAACGUCCUGUUUGCUAGGGAGCUGGCCCGCAGACUCAAAGGUUCCAGUGUGACGGUGAACUCUGUCCACCCGGGGUCGGUGUGUUCAGACCUGGUACGCCACUCCACCAUCAUGUCUCUGCUGUUCUCUCUGUUCUCCUUGUUCCUGAAGAGCCCUCGGGACGGGGCCCAGACAUCCAUCUACUGUGCUGUGGCAGAGGAGCUGCACUCUCUCACUGGGAAACACUUCAGUGACUGUGCCCCGGCCUUCGUGGCACCCCAGGGGAGGAAGGAGGAGACAGCCAAGAAGUUGUGGGACGCCAGCAGUGAGCUCCUGGGCAUCGUCUGGGACGACUGAUCUGAACUACCCUGUUAACACUAUCCACAGCUUGCAUCGCCAAGUGCACACUAUUCCCUUUAUAGUUCACUACUUCUGACCAGGACCCACAACCUUGUUCCCUGUCUCAAUUGCUUCUGGAUAGGAAAGAGCUGGCUAGUAGAUGAAAUUAGGGCCCACGGGGCUCUGGUCAAAAGUAGUGAACUAUAGAUUAGUGCUCACACUAUAUAUAAGGUGCCAUAGGUGACGCAACUAGGCUCUCUGUUCUCAAAUCAUUAUCAUUUCAUGACAUUAAUUAACCUCAAAACUACAGUUAUGCCAACGGGACUUGAGGAAAUGGGUAGGAACCAUAGAGGUUGAAAGAUGCCGUAAUGGCACAGAGAUGAGUCCUCUAUCUCUAUGGUAGAAACUGUAAAAUGAGUCCUCUAUCUAUCUCUAUGGUCGUAACUGUAAGGUCAAAUGCAUUACUGUACUGUGAAGGGUCUAGUCAGGGCAUAACCAGGUCUAGUCAGGAAAUAACCAGGUCUAGCCAGGACAUAACCAAGUCUAGCCAGGACAUAACCAGGUCUAGUCAGGGCUUAACCAGGUCUAGCCAGGACAUAACCAGGUCUAGCCAGGACAUAACCAGGGCUAGCCAGGACAUAACCAGGUCUAGCCAGGACAUAACCAGGUCUAGUCAGGGCAUAACAAGGUCUAGUCAGGGUAUAUUACAAACUGUUUGUUUUGUAUCUUAUUAUAUUACAAACCAUGUAGAUUCAGCUUUAUGUUUGGUUGCUUUUAAGCUCGCCUUUUCUAAACCAUUGCAAGCUGUUAUUUACCCUCCUGUUUGUUUGUUCCAUUUCAUUCCCCGUCAGCAUUCACCACAUGUUAAACUGCCAAGAUUGUCUUUUUUAUACAAAUGUGAAACAUGCCUUUUUCUACAUUUUGGGGUUGGAAGAUUCCUGAAAUGAUGAAGGAACAGAAAGGAAAUCUGGGAAUCCUCCAACCAGGAAUUCUGGAAUUUGGGGAAAUUUUUCAGAAAUGUGCAACCCAACUACAUAGCAGUCAUGUCAGGAGUUGAAUGUUUACAUCUACUGUAAAUAAAGAUUAAAUGUUACUA
This is a messenger RNA of Oncorhynchus tshawytscha (Chinook salmon), 2163 nucleotides long. It is a transcript of the gene rdh12, whose product is annotated as retinol dehydrogenase 12. The transcript is spliced from 7 exons. The record is from RefSeq and is a predicted model, not a curated record. The coding region runs from base 123 to 1085 and encodes 320 amino acids. NCBI's taxonomy places the organism in Eukaryota, Metazoa, Chordata, Actinopteri, Salmoniformes, Salmonidae.